AUGCAAACGACCGAUUCACAACUGGAGACCUUUGCCGAGAAUGUGGAAUUCUUGUGGAAGCAGGCGAAUGUUCCAGUUUUGCCUUGUCCCCCAAGCCCGAUUCAGUUUCUACGAGAUCAUAUUCAGUGUUCAAAACCUUGUAUUAUUCGCAAUGCGAUAACGGAUGAGAAUGGUGUUCCAAUGAGACUAACUUUGGACGACAUUGCGGAACGUUUGGAUCCAAAGAAGACCAUGUUGACUGUUGAUGUGACACCAGACGGCCAUGGCGAUAGUGUGAGGACAAUGUCAGAUGGAUCUUCAAUAUUUAUCCAGCCAGCAGAGUGCGAAAUGACAAUUGAAGAGUUUCGGCGGCGGUUGCGAGGGCAGACACCUGCUCAUGACAGAACGAAUAUCGACUUAAAUGAACGUCCAAUCCUUACCGAUUCUAUAACAAGACUCUUGUCUGCCUCCAAAGAGAUACCAGACGAGUCAGUUGUGUACUACUCCAGACAGAAUGACUGUUUGAGAAAGGAACUCCCCGACUUGUACAAGGCAUUCCCGCCAGGCAUUGCUUGGGCCGAGGAGGCGCUCGGACCAGAGCAACCUUUGGAUGCCGUCAAUCUGUGGGUGGGAAACGAACGAGCUAUAUCAUCCAUGCACAAAGAUCAUUAUGAAAAUUUAUUCUAUGUCGCAAGUGGGGAGAAGGUAUUUACAGUGUGCCCUCCAGCCAAUGUUGCGUUCCUUUACGAACAACGCCAAUACCGUUCCGGGCGCUUCCAAGUCAACGAACAGAGUAGGGCAUGGGAAGUGUUUGCAGAAGACGAUGAUACCAAAGCUCACUGGAUUGCUCCUGAUGUUGCCAUACUGAACAGUGAUAAAAGAGACCUCCUAUUGGAAGAGUAUCCGUUGCUGAAGCAUGUCAAGCCGUUGGAAAUUCGUGUCCGCGAAGGAGAAAUGUUGUAUUUGCCAUCGCUUUGGUUUCACCGCGUCACACAGUCCUGCGAGACAGUUGGCGUCAAUUACUGGUACGACAUGCGAUUUGACUCUCCAUCAUGGUGUUAUUUCACAUUUCUCCAGCAACUCCAGCAUAUCAAAGAGGUGGAGGACCCGAGCACGUCGUGA
Molecule: messenger RNA, 1101 nt
Organism: Cylindrotheca closterium
Lineage: Eukaryota; Bacillariophyta; Bacillariophyceae; Bacillariales; Bacillariaceae
Source: the annotation of a GenBank genome assembly